Lodderomyces orthopsilosis Co 90-125 is the source of this 1590-nucleotide messenger RNA. RefSeq lists its product as uncharacterized. The transcript has a single exon. NCBI's taxonomy places the organism in Eukaryota, Fungi, Ascomycota, Pichiomycetes, Serinales, Debaryomycetaceae. Bases 1 to 1590 code for a protein of 529 amino acids. The record is from RefSeq and is a predicted model, not a curated record. Gene Ontology annotation, cellular component: nucleus. Gene Ontology annotation, biological process: regulation of DNA-templated transcription. Gene Ontology annotation, molecular function: transcription cis-regulatory region binding; DNA-binding transcription factor activity.
AUGACGACCUCAGGAACAACCUCUACAGUCCACUCUUCCAAACCACAGGAGAGUAAGAAACGCAGAAAAAAAUCGAAUGAUAUAAACGGAAAUGCUCAUCGAUCAGGCUCAUCCAAUCCUAACUUGGCAUUGGAUGUCCCACCCUCGAAAAAUGGGACCUCGAUUAGAAAGAGAAGAAAGGUGCAUAGCAUUACAGGAAAGGAGAGCAUUACAGAGCAUGGAACUGAAAAGCAACAACAAAAUGACUCCAAGAAGCUCAAUAGCAAGGAUACAACCGAUGAAGUACCUGAACAAGACAACGCGAAGCUCAAUAUGGAAAAAUCUGAACCUGAAAAACUAGCUAAUGAUGAAGAUGGUCGGAGUCAAGGUUUACCGUACGAUGACACUAAUUCCUAUAACAAGAAAUCAGGAGAACUAAAUCAGGAGCAGCAGGAGAGAUUACUAGCUGCUGCUAAUGCAAUAAUGGAGGAAGAUAUGAUUCCGACAUUCCCAGAAUCUGAAACCUUAACCGAUAAUGGCCAAUCCACUACGCAAUUGUAUACAUCCAAUGGAGUUGAUGCACUGUUCGAUCAUUCUUCGAUAUACCAGAAAUAUGUACACAAAAAGCCAAGUCAAGUUGGACCGCCCGAACUUCCCAAAUUCAACUAUGACAAUAUUCGAGAUACUGAUGACUUGAUUUUGGAAACAUCACAGAGGGCAAAUACAUGGUUUUUGGAAAAUGUACCUGAGAAUAAGCGAGGGAAACCACGGCCAUUCACUGAUGAAGAAGAUGCAAUCGUUGACUAUUAUUUAGCAGGUUUUUGCCAUUUUAAGAAAUGGGAUAGAAAUGAUUUGUGUAACAGAAUAUGGACAAAUGACCGAACGAAGGACAAAUUUUGGAAAAAAGUGUGCAAAGCAAUUCCUUAUAGAACACAAUCCAGCAUUUAUAAGCAUAUCAGGAGACGCUAUCACGUUUUCGACGUGAGAGCAAAAUGGAAUCUAGAGGAUGAUGAGAAAUUAAAAAAUCUAGCUGUGACACAUGAGGGACAAUGGAAAACAAUUGGCGAAAUAUUGGGGAGGAUGCCUGAAGAUUGCAGAGAUAGGUGGCGAAACUACAUCAAAUGUGGACCAGGACGAACGUUGCAAAAGUGGACACUAGAGGAAGAGGCCAAAUUGAUAAAUGUUGUCAAUGAGAUGUUGCAUAAUCUAAGAAAUCAAGAAGAUAAAAGUGAAGAUGCAACUAAAAUCAAUUGGACUGUAGUGAGUGAGCGCAUGAACGGAACGCGGUCUCGAAUUCAAUGUCGUUACAAGUGGACGCAAUUGAACGAGAAGCAGAAUCGCAUUGGGUUACCCAAGAUGACUUGUGAAACAAAGCUUUGGCUUUUGCAGAAGAUUACCAAGAAACAUGCAAAAUCUUUGGAGAAAGUGAAGUGGCACAAGGUAAUGAAGAGUUAUGCAAGAGAUAAGCCGGAUAAUGCAGGAUGGACAAAGAGUGAACUCGAAAAAUAUUUAAACGAAUUGAUCAAUCAACAUCCAGAGAAGCUAGAUUUUCAAAACGUUAUACAAGAUGAAAUUACAAAAUUGAAGUCGAGCAAACCGGAGUCGCGUUGA